Molecule: messenger RNA, 2187 nt
Organism: Morchella importuna
Lineage: Eukaryota; Fungi; Ascomycota; Pezizomycetes; Pezizales; Morchellaceae
Exons: 2
Coding region: 1-2187 (728 amino acids)
Biological process (GO): maturation of SSU-rRNA from tricistronic rRNA transcript (SSU-rRNA, 5.8S rRNA, LSU-rRNA)
Cellular component (GO): nucleolus; small-subunit processome
Molecular function (GO): rRNA binding; U3 snoRNA binding
Source: RefSeq, a predicted model, not a curated record
AUGCCACCAGGACAGCGAGGACGUGGGCGCGGCGGCAGCAGUGGUAGCUUCGGCGGUCGAGGCGGUAAUAGCAGUAGAGGACGGGGUGGCGCACGGGGCCGCGGCGGCGGUGGUAGAGGCCGAGGUGGUAUCCGCAGUUUCGAGAACCGUCCUAGAGAUAGCAAGCACCCAGCGCCGUCAGAAGACGAAGCCAGCUCCGACGAGCAAGUCGGCGCAGCCCAUAAUGCCCCCGGGUCCGGGUCCGAGUCCGAGUCUGAAGACGACGACGCUGUCCUCACCACGGAGGACGAGGAGGAGCCGGAAGACACCAGCGCAAAGCCGUAUAACGUGCUACUGCAGUCCCUAACGCUGAGCCGCAAGUCCAAAGACACACGGGACGCAAAGCGCCGGAAAACCCAGCACGUCGUGGAAGCGGAGGAGGAGGAUCCGGAGGAGGAGUGGGCGCCUGUGGACGAAGAGGGCGCAGAGGAAGAGGAAGAGCAGCAGCAGGAUGGCGGGGAUAGCGACGACGAGAACCAGUCCGACCCCUUCGAGUCCCAUUUUGCAACCCCGACGCCCUCGUAUCUCGCACGCACAAAGGCCGCAGAGGCAAACAGCUGGGAGACCAAGAAGCUCACGCACCCGGCGCUCAGCGGGAAGCUGGUCUUCAGCGCCCCCAGCGAGUCGCAAGCAGCGCCGGGCAAGAAGGUCGACCGCAUCGCAGACGUCAACCUGAAGAACAAGCUCGCUGCGCCCUUCGAGGCCCUCAACGGUGAGCUCACGCCGGUGCAGCAGGCGCUCGCGCCCUACAUCUUUGCCAACCAGGACGUCCUCUUCACCUCGCGGACGCCCGACAACGCCGCCGCCGUCCGCAACCUGGCCUGCGUGCAUGCGCUCAACCACAUCUACAAGACGCGCAGCAGGGUGCUCAAGAACAACGAGCGCCUCUCGCGCGCCGCCACCACGGACGACGGCGCCGCCGACCUCGAGCUGCGCGACCAGGGCUUCACGCGGCCAAAGGUGCUCUUCCUGCUGCCGACGCGGAACGCCUGCGCGGAGGUGGUCAACACCCUGCUCGCGCUGUCGCAGGCGGAGCAGCAGGAGAACAAGAAGCGCUUCACCGACAGCUUCACGCUCCCGCCCUCGGAGGAGCGCAUCCCCGCCACGAAGCCCGCCGACUUCCGCGAGCUCUUCUCCGGCAACCACGACGACCUCUUCCGCCUCGGCCUCAAGUUCACGCGCAAGUCCGUCAAGCUCUUCUCGCAAUUCUACACCUCCGACAUCAUCCUCGCCUCCCCGCUCGGCCUACGCAUGGUGCUCGGGGACGAGGGUGAUAGGAAGCGCGACUACGACUUCCUCUCCUCGCUCGAGCUCGUGGUCGUCGACCACGCCGACGCCCUGCUCAUGCAGAACUGGGAGCACGUCGAGCACGUCUUCAAGCACCUCAACCUCAUCCCCACGGACGCCCACGGCUGCGACUUUGGCCGCGUGCGCUCAUGGUACCUCGACUCGCAGGCGCGCUUCGUGCGGCAGACGCUCGUCACCGCAACCUUCCUCACGCCCGAGAUCAACGCGCUCUUCGCCGGGCACAUGCGCAGCAUCGCCGGCCGCGUCAAGACCGCGCCCGAGUACGCGGGCGCCAUGACGGACCUGGGCCUGCAGGUGCGGCAGACGUUCAUGCGCUUUGACGCCCGCGCGCCGGCGCAAGACGCCGAUGCGCGGUUUGCGUUCUUCGCGGCCAUGGUGCUCCCGGGACUGCAGCGCAGCGCGGGGGGGAGCGUGGUGUUUGUACACUCGUACUACGACUUUGUGAGGGUGCGCAACCACCUGGAUGGCUUGGGGCUCGACUUUGGCGUCGUCAGCGAGGAGACGGCGGUGGGUGCUGUUGCGCGGGCGAGGAGCCACUUCAGGACGGGGAGGCUCAAGGUGCUGCUGUAUACCGGGCGCGCGCACCAUUUUCGGAGGUAUGAGGUGGCUGGGGCGAGGGAGGUGGUGUUCUACCAGGUGCCGGAUAAUGAGCGGUUCUAUCGCGAGGUGGCGGGGGGGUGGUUGGCGAGGAGUGUGCGCGAGGGGAUGGCGGAGGCGGGGACGUGUAGGGUGAGGGUCUUGUUUAGUCGGUGGGAUGUGCUGAGGUUGGAGAGGGUUGUGGGGUCGAAGAGGGUGGGCGUGAUGUGUACGGAUGUGGGCGACACUUUUGAAUUUGUGUAG